GUGGCUGGAUCUGGUCCUUGGGGGAAAAGAUACGCGGAGCUUGGUGAACACGUUAGGGUUUUAGGGUCUUUAGAGCCAGAAGAGCUCUCUGGUUUCUACAACGCUUUGGAUGUGUUUGUGAAUCCAACGUUGAGACCUCAAGGGCUUGAUUUGACGAUCAUUGAGGCAAUGCAGUGUGGGAAACCUGUUGUGGCGCCGAACUACCCGAGCAUUGUUGGGACGGUGGUUGUGGAUGAGCGUUUUGGGUAUACGUUUUCUCCAAACGUGAGGUCUCUUGUUGAGACGUUGGAUUCUGUUGUGAGAGAUGGGUCUAGGGUUUUGGAGAUGAAGGGGAAAGCUUGUAAGGAUUAUGCUCUUUCAAUGUUUACAGCUACUCAGAUGGCUUCAGCCUAUGAGAGAUUCUUUAUGUGUAUGACUAAUGAGAGGUUUUGUAGGUACCCU
This is a messenger RNA of Brassica oleracea var. oleracea, 441 nucleotides long. RefSeq lists its product as uncharacterized. The transcript has a single exon. NCBI's taxonomy places the organism in Eukaryota, Viridiplantae, Streptophyta, Magnoliopsida, Brassicales, Brassicaceae. The record is from RefSeq and is a predicted model, not a curated record. The annotation marks the transcript as partial.